AUGCGACAACAAGAUGAUAAUACCAAGUAUUUUCAUAGACUUGCAACUGAAAGGAGAAGGAAAAUCUACAUAGGUGCAAUCAAGGUUGAUGGUGUUAUGACCUACAAUGAGAAGGAAAUUAAAGAAGGUAUUGUGCAAUUUUUUCAAAAUAUUUUUCAAACUCAGGCUGCCAGAAAUGUUUCAACGGACUUCAUGUACUUCAAUCAAGUUUCUGAGGAUCAAAAUACUUUUUUAGAAUGUGAUAUCACCGAAGAUGAAUGUCUUACAUCUAUGAAAAUACUAGGACAAGCUAAGGCUCCAGGGCCAGAUGGUUUCCCUAUAAGCCUCUAUGUUCUUAAAGACACAAUAGAAGAAGUCAAAUACUUAAGACCAAUUAGUCUUGUUCAUGGUGUUUAUAAGAUCAUUUCCAAGAUUCUCACAGAUAGAUUAAAGAACAUCUUACUUGACAUUAUUUCUUCACAACAAACUGCUUUCUUAAAGAAAAGACAAAUUCUGGAUGGAGUUUUGGUGGCAAAUGAGCUUAUUGAUUCUAGAAUUAGAAGUGGAAGACCUGGAAUUCUAGUUAAGGUGGACUUUGAGAAGGCUUUUGAUCAUGUUAAUUGGGUGUUCCUUGAUGAAAUUAUGGAAAAAAUGGGGUUUGGUGAUAAAUGGAGAGGUUGGAUCAAAUGCUUUGUAGAAGCUCUAUCCUUUAUGAUCAAACAAGCUCAAGAUAAUGGUUUAAUCUCUGGUUUUCAGGUUGCUGAGGGUAGUACUGUUGUUAGUAUUGCAGAUGAUACUCAAAUCUUUCUAGAUGUUGAUACUAGUCAUGUUGAAAAUUUAAGAAUUUUGCUUUUAUCUUUUGAGCAGCUGACAGGGUUAAAAAUUAACUUUGCAAAAAGUGAAAUUUUUGGUGUGGGAUAUACUGGAGACAUUGCUCAAUUCUCUUCUAUUCUGGGUUGUUAUAAUAGUGUGUUGCCAACAAAAUAUCUUGGUUUACCUAUGGGGGAUAAGAGUGGUGGUGUUGCAAAAUGGGAGAUGGUUAUUGAAAAGUUCAUCAAAUAUCUAGCUGGAUGGAAGAAAACAACUCUAAAUAGAGCAGGUAAAAUUGCUUUAAUUAAUAGUGUUUUUGCAAGUCUGCCAGUUUACUAUAUGUCCUUGUUUUUUAUGCCUGCUUCUGUGGCUAAGAAGCUUGGAAAGAUUAUGAGCAAUUUUCUUUGGAAUGAUAACAAAGGGAAGAAGAAGAUGAAAUUGGUAAAGUGGCCUGCUUUUUGUAGAAGAAGAAAAUUUGGUGGUCUUGGUGUUAAAAAAAUAAAGACGAUGAACAAGGCUUUGCUUACCAAGUGGCUUUGGAGAUUUUCAACUGAAGAUAAUGUUUUAUGGAAGGAUAUUAUUGAUGAGAAGUAUGGUGUUGAGCAGCUGGGUUGGUUUUCUAAAAUUCCUAAAAUCACUUAUGAAAGGAGUCUUUGGAAAGGCAUUAUGAAUUGCAGUGCUAUAUUCAAAAAUCACAUUAAGUUUAAAGUGAAUUCUAGUAGAAAUACUAGUUUUUGGAAGGAUAGGUGGCUCUUAGAUAUCCCUUUGUGCUUAAAGUUUCCUCAUAUGUUUGCAAUUUCAAGAUCUAAGGAUUUAACUGUGGCUGAAGUGUUUAAUGUCAAUGAAGCUGAGUGGAAUCUACUCUUGCCAAGAAGAAUGUCUCCUGCUGUCAGAUUGGAAUUCUCAGAGUUGCAGAAUAAUUUACAAGGUUUGGUGCUUAACAGCAAUGCCAAAGAUGAAAUUCUCUGGAGUAUUAACAGUAAAGGUCAAUUCUCAGUUAAAUCAACUUAUGAUACCCUUGCCAACAAUGAUUAUGAUCCUGCUCAACAACACAUCUAA
Messenger RNA from Papaver somniferum (opium poppy), 1848 nucleotides. RefSeq lists its product as uncharacterized. Lineage: Eukaryota; Viridiplantae; Streptophyta; Magnoliopsida; Ranunculales; Papaveraceae. Bases 1 to 1848 code for a protein of 615 amino acids. The transcript is spliced from 3 exons. The record is from RefSeq and is a predicted model, not a curated record.